GUUACCAAGGAGGGGCCACGAGGAGGGGCUCUCUUCCGGGAGGAGGGCAACUGGUAACCCGGAAGCGGUCGGCAGUGCGGCGCUGUUUAAAGAUGGCGGCGGAGGAACCUCAGCAGCAGAAGCAGGAGCCGCUUGGCAGCGACUCGGAAGGUGUUAACUGUCUUGCCUACGAUGAAGCCAUCAUGGCUCAGCAGGACCGAAUUCAGCAAGAGAUUGCUGUGCAGAACCCUCUGGUCUCAGAGCGGCUGGAGCUCUCUGUCCUAUACAAAGAGUAUGCUGAGGAUGACAACAUCUAUCAACAGAAGAUCAAGGACCUCCACAAAAAGUACUCAUACAUCCGCAAGACCAGGCCUGAUGGAAACUGCUUCUAUCGAGCUUUCGGAUUCUCCCACUUGGAGGCGCUGCUGGAUGACAGGAAGGAAUUGCAGCGGUUCAAGGCCGUGUCCGCCAAGAGCAAAGAGGACCUGGUGUCCCAGGGCUUCACUGAGUUCACAAUCGAGGAUUUCCAUAACACGUUCAUGGACCUGAUCGAGCAGGUGGAGAAGCAGACCUCAGUGGCCGACCUGCUGGCCUCCUUCAACGACCAGAGCACCUCGGACUACCUGGUGGUCUACCUGCGGCUGCUCACCUCGGGCUACCUGCAGCGCGAGAGCAAGUUCUUUGAGCACUUCAUCGAGGGUGGCCGGACCGUCAAGGAGUUCUGCCAGCAGGAGGUGGAGCCCAUGUGCAAGGAGAGCGACCACAUCCACAUCAUCGCCCUGGCCCAGGCGCUCAGCGUCUCCAUCCAGGUGGAGUACAUGGACCGCGGCGAGGGCGGCACCACCAACCCCCACAUCUUCCCCGAGGGCUCCGAGCCCAAGGUCUACCUUCUCUACCGGCCUGGACACUACGAUAUCCUCUACAAAUAGGGCCGGCCCCGGCCUGCCGCUGCCCUGCCUGCCCUCCCCUCUGCCAGGCGCUAGACAUGUACAGAGGUUUUUUUUGUGGUUGUAAAUGGUCAUACUUCACUCCCCACCCCCUUCCCUGUCAUACGACCUUCCCUGUUUUAUUAAAGGGGACGCUGGUGGUGA
Molecule: messenger RNA, 1070 nt
Organism: Globicephala melas (long-finned pilot whale)
Lineage: Eukaryota; Metazoa; Chordata; Mammalia; Artiodactyla; Delphinidae
Gene: OTUB1
Product: OTU deubiquitinase, ubiquitin aldehyde binding 1
Biological process (GO): negative regulation of double-strand break repair; protein K48-linked deubiquitination
Cellular component (GO): nucleus
Molecular function (GO): ubiquitin binding; cysteine-type deubiquitinase activity
Source: RefSeq, a predicted model, not a curated record